Messenger RNA from Lentinula edodes (shiitake mushroom), 1368 nucleotides. RefSeq lists its product as uncharacterized. Gene Ontology annotation, biological process: regulation of cyclin-dependent protein serine/threonine kinase activity. The transcript is spliced from 3 exons. Gene Ontology annotation, cellular component: cyclin-dependent protein kinase holoenzyme complex; nucleus. The coding region runs from base 103 to 1023 and encodes 306 amino acids. Gene Ontology annotation, molecular function: cyclin-dependent protein serine/threonine kinase regulator activity; protein kinase binding. The record is from RefSeq and is a predicted model, not a curated record. NCBI's taxonomy places the organism in Eukaryota, Fungi, Basidiomycota, Agaricomycetes, Agaricales, Omphalotaceae.
CACCGAGUCAAACGGAAACCUCACCUUUACUUUUUCGGAACCAGACAUAUAUAAUGGCAACGCCUCAACCCAUUUUCCGAAACCGUUCGCCUCGUUUGCCAAAUGUGCACCAGCGCCAGCUCAUCCAGCUCUUCAUCGUCUUCACCGAUGUCUUCGCCCAAGUCUUCUCCUGUCCACCAUGCCAGCCUUGUUGACCCUUCUAUCCACUCGCCAGCUCUUCUUGAACUGGUGGACAUUCAGCUUUCGAAACAGAUCAUUGAUUAUGUCGUAGAUUGUGUAGCAGAGACUGUCGAUUUUGCGAUGGGACGUCCCUCUCACACCCGAGGAAGAACACCUUCACAUCGCCCAGAACACACCAAAUUCACAACUUUCGUCACUAAUGUCCUCACUCGAGCCGAAGUGACUACCCCUAUCGUCCUUGUUUCGCUUGCCUACAUUGAUAGAGCAAAACCACAUUUACACAUUGCCCUCGAGGAAUGGGCCUUAGAACGAGUGUUUCUUGGCGCGAUAAUUGUUGCAUCAAAGUAUCUCAAUGAUUCUACGUUAAAGAACGUACACUGGGCACUGUGCACCGGUGUCUUCGGCAAGCGAGAUGUGGGGCGUAUUGAACGCGAGUUCCUCGAUGUUUUGGAUUGGGAAUUGAGCAUCUCAGAAGAUGAUAUCCUUUCUCACCACGCUGGUAUUUCUGCUGCUAUCGCUCCUUUGACCUCACCUUCUCGCCAUCAUCAUACCCAUUCUUCCUCGCAUCAUCAUCAUCAUCAUCAUCAUACCGGAUAUCCAAGCCACCAUACUCGAACCCACCAUCGUACUUCGUGUCCAGAGCUUGAGCCUUCGAGUCCGAUUUCCUCAGACGGUUCAUCUUCCCCACGGACACCAUCAACAUUGAAUAACUCUCCUGAAUCUUUGGCCCCCACAAAAGACUCAAUAGUUCCAACACAUUCUAAUUCAGGUCUUGGAGACCUUCUACGAUCUUUUCCCAUUCCUUCACAUCAUACGCAGACACAUUUUCCGAUACAAGUUUGAGUUUGUUUGACUUCACAUCUUUUUCAACCCUUGCAUAUCUUCUCGAAUGCCCCAACGUUCCCUAUUGCUAUCUAUCUGAUUUUGUUUCCCAUCUACUCGCACUCGUAUAUGCACUCGCACAAUAGUACUGCAGUGCUUCCCAUCUCAACUUCGAAAUUCGCCUCAAUGUAUAUUUACGCCUACAUAGUCUAAAGUUAUAUCUACCCCACUUAUUUACUGCCUGUCUUACCUUACUGCAGUUGCACAUUGCACCUAUCAAUGUGAAAUCACACCUUAUCUCUUUAUCUCGAAUUUUCCAUAACACGACCUUCGCGUGAGCACUAAAAACGACAGUGAGUGGGCUUG